Arthroderma uncinatum is the source of this 1776-nucleotide messenger RNA. RefSeq lists its product as uncharacterized. The record is from RefSeq and is a predicted model, not a curated record. Lineage: Eukaryota; Fungi; Ascomycota; Eurotiomycetes; Onygenales; Arthrodermataceae. The coding region runs from base 1 to 1776 and encodes 591 amino acids. The transcript has a single exon. Gene Ontology annotation, biological process: carbohydrate metabolic process.
AUGGUCAGUUUGGAGCCUUCGGAGAACGAGCAGGAACCUCUCCCAGAAGACCAAGCUCCGUUUCCUCCGCCCUAUCCAAGCCCGUCUAGUGGGACACUAAAAGCAAUGAUUGACGCCCUCGAUGUGAUGCAGUCGGAGUACUUCAGCCUAUGGCAGGCAACCUGGCCCAGCGGUAUUGACUGGACCAAGGCAGUUGUGAACACUCACAUUCCCUCAGUACUAUCACUCAUGUCCUCUACCCUUGAUACGGUUGUGAUCAACGACUCCGCCAAGGCUCGUUGCGAUAAUGAAGCACUGUCCCAUGAGAAUCUCAUCAGCUAUUACUUUCAGCAGACUACAACCUUUUGGCAUGGGGAAAACUUCUUUGGUAUACGGUUACAGGCAUAUGAUGACAUGUUGUGGGUUGUUUUGGAAUGGCUCGAGAGCAUCAAACUCCAGAAUUUACACUCCGAAUUGCAUUUUGGUCGUCACCCCAACAGCGAAUUAGGCCCUCACCACUCAUGGCAUGGAACACAGUACAGGAUUCCGGCUGCACACCGAGCCCGGGUAUUCUAUGACUUGGCCGCGCGCGGAUGGGAUACGUUGCUUUGCGGUGGUGGUAUGAUUUGGAGCCCUUGGUUGACUCCCUACAAGAAUGCCAUUACCAACGAAUUAUUCAUAUCGGCCAGCGUUGCCAUGUAUCUCUACUUCCCUGGAGACACCAUCGACUCACCAAUUGUGGAGAAUCAGUCUCAAAACGGGUUUAUUAGUCCACGCCAUAAUCCAGUUCACCGGGACGCAGCUAUAACCGCCUACAAGUGGCUAAAAAAUUCGAAUAUGACUGGAGCCAAUGGUCUUUACGGAGAUGGAUUUCAUAUUCGUGGAUGGGGCCCCAAAGACCCAGGAACCGGCAAUUGCGAUGUUCUAAACACAAUGGUGUAUACGUAUAACCAAGGCGUUAUCCUGAGCGGGCUCAGGGGGCUUUGGCUUGCAACUGGGCUCAAAUACUACCUUGAAGACGGUCAUGAGCUUGUCAGGAAUGUGAUAAAAGCCACCGGCUGGCCGGAGAAGUCGAAUCACACUUGGCAUGGACUAGGACGAGCGGGAGUCUUAGAAGAGGCAUGUGACAGUACUGGAAUAUGCUCGCAAGACGGCCAAACAUUCAAAGGCAUCUUUUUCCAUCAUUUCGCGGAGUUUUGUCGACAGCUCAGCCCUCAGGAAAAGAGGAUGCUUUCUGAUCCAAAACUAUAUGACUCUAUGCAAGGCGAUAAAACCAGUGAGGAGGGUCGAAGGGAGGCCUUUAGAUGGCAUCAACGAACCUGUGCCUCAUAUCUGAACUGGUUGGAACACAAUGCUCACGCCGCAUCUGUCACCAAAAACGAGAAUGGCCUAUAUGGAAUGUGGUGGGGUCGUAAAUACGCAGACAUGGAGCCCAACUCAAACGAUACCGUUGUGCUGCCUCAUGGUGCAGUUGAUUACAGUAACGCGGUUCCUCCUAUGAACCGUGCCAGCCCUGACCUUGCCUCUCUACAGGCCAAAGGUAACCGAACGAAUCUUGCCAAGGAUGAGGGCGGCGAUAUUACUGAGGGUCAGCUGCUACCGGUCACUAAUGCAGACCAAGAUUCUACAACUUCUCAGUUUGAGGGAGGGGUUGUUGGUACGGACGCUCAGACCGCUAAGGUAUUGAAGGAUGUAAAUGAUCGGGGGAGAGGUCGCACCUUAGAGACGCAGUCUGGAGCCCUCUCAGUGUUCAAAGCCUUAUACCAGUGGGAAACAACGCCGUCAUUGAUGCGCUGA